AUGUCCACCAUCUAUGCCCUCUCUACAUCUGCCGCUAAAGCUGCUAUUGCCGUUAUUCGCAUAUCUGGCCCACAAGCUCGUCUUGCUCUUGCCGCACUGACGCCCAAGCGUGUCAAACCUCGUCAAGCUCACCUCGUCAAAUUGAGGCAUCAGGGGCAACUUCUUGAUGAAGCCCUUGCCUUCUACAUGCCAGGCCCAGCUUCUUUCACGGGCGAAGAUAGUGUUGAACUUCAUGUACACGGUGGCAAAGCAGUCAUUCGGUCUGUUCUCGCUGCACUCUCGAGUCAUAAGGGGCUACGGUACGCUGAACCUGGUGAAUUCAGUAAACGUGCCUUUCGAGCUGGCAAGCUGGAUUUGACACAAGCAGAAGCACUUGCUGAUCUGAUACAUGCAGAGACGGAGCAGCAACGACGUGCUGCCGUAUCACAAGCUGCCGGAGCCCUUGCAAAACGAUAUGAUGGAUGGCGAGAACAGCUGAUUCAAGGACGUGCCAUGCUGGAAGCAGUGAUUGACUUUGGAGAAGACAAUGAGAUUGAUUCAACAGUCGUGGAACAGGUACAGCAACGUGUCAGACAGCUUCAGGAGGCGAUACGAAACCAUCUCGAGGCAGGCGUCAGGGGUGAACGACUGAAGCACGGCAUCACAGUGGCUCUCUUUGGUCCACCCAACGCAGGCAAGUCAAGUCUCUUGAAUUUGCUAUGUCGUCGCGAAGUGAGCAUCGUGUCAGAUGAAGCAGGAACGACACGCGAUGUGGUGGAGACGAUGCUUGAUAUUGGUGGGUAUCCAGUGAUUCUUUGCGACACAGCGGGCCUCAGGGAUGCACAGGGUUUCGUUGAACAACAAGGUGUGCGGCUUGCUAACAUGCGAGUCGAGGAAGCGGAUCUCAGAUUAUGUGUCGUGCCGGCAGGCGAGGCGAUGGAUCCAUUGACACAAGCGCUCGUGACGCCAGAGACGAUGCUCGUUGUCAACAAAGUGGACUUGCGCUCGGAUGCGCGACAGGGCCAUCACCUAUCUUGCACAACACACGCGGGUGUUGAUGCAUUUCUGGCGGCAUUGACAGGCAGGCUACAAGCCCUUACGAGCGAUGAACAUGGCCAGGGUCUCGCACUUGGCACAACAGCCCGACAUAGAGAACAGUGCGAGCGGUGUUUGGAACACUUGGAUAUCUUUCUACGCUAUGACACUCAUGGAUUUGACUUUGUAUUGGCGGCUGAGGAGCUGCGGUAUGCGGGCGACUGUCUGGGUCGUGUGCUGGGAAGGAUUGAUGUGGAGGAGCUGCUGUCUGUUAUUUUUCGAGACUUUUGCAUUGGCAAGUAG
Messenger RNA from Protomyces lactucae-debilis, 1317 nucleotides. RefSeq names its product tRNA modification GTPase. NCBI's taxonomy places the organism in Eukaryota, Fungi, Ascomycota, Taphrinomycetes, Taphrinales, Protomycetaceae. Gene Ontology annotation, molecular function: GTPase activity; protein binding; GTP binding. The transcript has a single exon. The record is from RefSeq and is a predicted model, not a curated record. Gene Ontology annotation, biological process: tRNA methylation; tRNA wobble uridine modification. Gene Ontology annotation, cellular component: mitochondrion; cytoplasm. Bases 1 to 1317 code for a protein of 438 amino acids.